Nematolebias whitei (Rio pearlfish) is the source of this 4122-nucleotide messenger RNA. Its product is annotated as desmoglein-4. The coding region runs from base 38 to 3646 and encodes 1202 amino acids. Gene Ontology annotation, cellular component: desmosome; plasma membrane. NCBI's taxonomy places the organism in Eukaryota, Metazoa, Chordata, Actinopteri, Cyprinodontiformes, Rivulidae. The record is from RefSeq and is a predicted model, not a curated record. The transcript is spliced from 14 exons. Gene Ontology annotation, molecular function: calcium ion binding. Gene Ontology annotation, biological process: homophilic cell-cell adhesion.
GUUUCAUUUCAUUCGGAUCAGACAGUUGCUGCCAGCCAUGGAGGUUCGAGUUUCACCGAACCGGUUUAUUUUGCUUCUUUUAGCGAUCCAGGUUGUUCUUGUGGUGAGGGCAAGUCCCAGAGAUGGUAUGGUACGGAAGAAAAGAGAAUGGAUUCUCCCUCCAAAACCUCUGAAAGAAAAUUUCGAUUACACUCUUCAGACAUCUGUUGCCAGAAUUAGAUCUGACCAUCAAUCUGGAUCAAACGUUCGCUACUCAUUAGAAGGCAUCGGUGCAAGCAAGUAUCCUUUUAACGUGUUUGUGGUCGACGCGCUCACCGGAAAUGUUCAUGUGACCAAGGAACUGGACAGGGAGGAGAUUGAUACGUACAUUCUAACAGGUAUUGCUACAUUCAAAGAUGGCACUGAAGCAGAGAAAAAAAUUGACAUCCGAAUCAAAGUUGAAGAUGAGAACGACAACCCUCCAGUGUUUGGAAACAUUGAACCUGUUAAAGUGAACGAAAACAGUCCUCAAGGAGCUAUAGUUACGAAAGUCAAAGCAACUGAUGCUGAUGAACCAGGCAACAUCAAUUCAAAGAUUGCCUACUACCUGAUAGAUCAGCAGCCACCACUGGGUGUUUUUGCCAUUCAAAAGGAUGGAACCCUCUACAUCCAGAAGCCUUUGUUGGAUAGAGAAGAACAAGACCAGUACAUUCUGACAUUAAUGGGUAAAGACUUGUAUGGCGAGGAAGGUGGACACAGUGGAACAGGGACUGUUACCAUCAGUGUCCAGGAUUUGAAUGACAAUCCGCCAAAAUUGGAGAAAGACGAGUAUGAAGGAAGCAUUGAGGAAAAUGAGUCUGGUGUGGAAGUGAUGAGGCUCAAAGUAGAAGACCUGGACCUGGAAGGAACAGACAACUGGGAAGCUGUGUUUGAUAUUGUCCAAGGAAAUGAGGCUGGAUAUUUCAGCAUAAAAACUGACCCCAAAACCAAUGAAGGCAUCCUGAUGCUGGAAAAGCCUGUGGAUUAUGAAGAUGUGAAGAACCUUGAACUGGGCCUGGUAGUGCACAACAAGGCCCCACCUUUUAAUGGAUCUGAGCCAAAUUCUGUAAUUGGGAUUGGAUUCGGAGGGGGAGCAGGUGGCGGUGCUGGCGGUGGUGCUGGCGGUGGUGCUGGCGGCGGUGCUGGCGGCGGUGCUGGUGGCGGUGCUGGCGGCGGUGCUGGCGGUGGUGCUGGCGGUGGUGCCGGCGGUGGUGCCGGCGGUGGUGCUGGCGGUGGUGCUGGUGGUGGUGCCGGCGGUGGUGCUGGUGGUGGUGCCGGUGGUGCUACUGGAGCAUCUGGUGCCAGUGGAGGUGGAGGAUUUAAAACCUACCCCAUUAAAAUUAAUGUGAAGAACAAGCCAGAGGGACCACGUUUUAGCCCAGAGGUUAAAGCUAUCCCAAUUACUGAAGGAAGCCACAACAUUAAAGAAACUAUUGCCGUGUACCCUGCCAUUGAUAUGGAUACUGGAAAACCAGCUGAGAAUGUCCGGUAUGCCAAAGGCUCAGACCCUGACAACUGGUUUACCAUUGACCCAAAAACAGCUGAAAUCAAACUGAACAAAAUGCCAGACAGGGAGUCUCCAGUCCUUGUCAACGGGACAUACAUUGCUAAAGUACUCUGCAUUACAGAAGACAUGCCAUCUAAAACGGCUACUGGCACCAUCGCCAUCCAAGUGGAAGAUUUUAAUGACCACUGUCCCACGCUAACCAGUAAUGUACAGACGAUGUGCACAAUGAAGAACACAGUGAUUGUUGAUGCUAAAGAUGAGGAUGCAUUCCCUAAUGGGCCUCCUUUUGAAUUUGAUAUUGUCCCUGAGGGCACAGACGGAAAAUGGCAAGUGGAACACCUCAAUGAGACUUCAGCCAUUUUGAGGGCUCAAAAAUCCAUGUGGCCUGGUUUUUACAAGUUGCAGCUUUUGGUGACAGACCAGCAGGGACUAGCCUGUCCAGAGCCGCAGAAAGUGACAGUCCAAGUUUGUGACUGUGAGGAUGGAGUUCACUGUGGAAAACGAGGGGCCAAUGGUCAGACUACGAAAAAGGCUGACCUAGGACCUGCAGGCAUUGGACUGCUCCUUCUGGGCCUCUUGCUCCUUCUACUUGCUCCCUUGUUAUUGCUCUUCUGCCCUUGUGGGGCUACUUCCACAUUUCCAGACAUCUUUUCUGAAAUGCCUUUUGACACUAAGUCCCACCUCAUCAGCUACAACACUGAACGCCUGGGAGACAACACAGACGUACCACAGCUGCAUGUACCAGCACAAGAGGCUAUGGGAUUACAUCAGAAUCAAGUAGAGGUAGCACCUGGUUUACUGCAGUCAGUCCACUCCCUGUAUAGGAUGAACGAGAUGGAUGAGAUGGAUGGGAUGAAUUGGAUAAAUGGAAGUACGUUUCAAGAUCCUUCCUCCAGUGUCUACAGAGAUGGGAUGUGGGGGAUGAACCAGUGGGAUGGCAAUGGCUACUCAGAGACUGAAAGCAGAGAAUCACAAAGAGGUGGUGGGAUUUUUGAUGGCAUAGGUCUGUCGGACAACUUCUUACGACAGUACUACAACAAGAUGACCAGUGGGGAUGAUAAGCUUAAUGUAAAGGAUGGUCUGCUGGUCUAUGACUUUGAGGGCCAGGACUCCCCAGUUGGUUCCAUUGGCUGCUGCAGCCUACUAGAAUCUAAAGAUGACCUGCAUUUCCUGGACAAUCUUGGACCCAAGUUCAAAACUCUUGCUGAAGUAUGUGGAGGCACCAAGAUCCAAACUGAGACAAAACAAGUGGUCUCUCCUCUGCCUAAUGUUUCUGCGACUAAGAUUCAAGCAUCAGAAUCAUAUUUGGUAGCUACUCCACCGAUGUCCUCGCCACCCAAACUUCCUUUACCUGAAAAAACAAAUCAUAUUGUCAUGAAUGAAACCACUAAGCAAUCUGAGACGAUGAAGGAAAGCACGACCACGGUGAAGGAAGAGAUGGCCUCAGUGAAACAAGGGAUGGGAAAUCAAAACCAGAUGCUUUUUGUUCAGCAGCAGCAGCAACCUGUCUACUACACCACUGCACCUAUGAUGCAGCCAGUGCACUAUGUUGUUCAGCCGGCAUUUCAGAAUGCCAUGGUACUGGCUGAGGCACCAGCCACCAACCUUCAAAACAUGAUUCUGGUUACCAACUCUGACACUGGAUCUUCUCAUGGUGUUCUAGUUCAGGGUCAGACAAUGAUGUCCAGUCCACAAGCCCAGGGCCUCAGCCCAGUGCUGAAGAGCAGUGGAAUCUAUGGAAGCUACAACAACCUGAUCCACUCUGGAAACCUUUCUGGGUCCCAAACCAUGAUGGUUGUCGAUGGCAAGGUUCCAGCAGGGUCAAUGAAAAUAAUCAAUGGGAGCCAGGCUGGCCUCAUUCAGGGAGGUGCAAUAUCAAGAGGAGAACUAUCAGGAUCCCAGAGUUACCUGAUAGUUGGAGAGCCAACAAAUGGUAGAAGGCAGCAGGUUCAAGAGGCAAAAGGUGUCCUACAGAAGAAUGAGGUGUCUGCAUCACAAAAAACCCACAACAGAAAAGGAAACAAAUCCACCGGCUCUCAUAACAGUGCCUCUUCCACGGCAGUAAAUACAACAUCCACCAUUCGUAACACUGUGGUGCAGAAUACCAAAGAAGUUCACUGAGACGCACUACGGAACCAGUGGUCGACUUUUAUUAAAAACCAGGAGGCUUGUAGCUCUGAUCUGUUCCUGCUGGUGAUGGGAAUCCUACCCAUCUCAAGUAAUUCAAGAUGACUGUUGUAGAUAUAAGGCUAUGGAGACGUGCAAAAGUCUGGUCAGAAUUUUUACUGCAGCUAACUUUGUGUAAAAUAAACAGUUAGUGUUCAGACAAGAUUAUUGUAUUCCAAAACCAAAAGACUCGGCUAAAGUGGUUUAAACACUGUUUUGUGGCCAAAGGCAUACUGCUAACUGCUAAGACAGAUGAAGCUUGAUACUCAAAGUUUAAUUCAGGCUUGUUUUAUUUUUGUAAAAUAUUUUUUUUUCAGGUGAGUUACAGUAAAAGUACUAAAGCAACAUGUCAAGAGUUAAUUUUGUUAAAGCACAUUUAGUUUAUUCAAGUAAUGCUCAAGCAACAAUAAAGCUUUUGGCAGUGGACUGUA